GGGAGACGGACAGACCAAGGGAGGGGAAGAGAAAUGAGAAAACAGAGUGAGCGCCAGAUAGCAGAACGGCGCCCGAACAGAGAGCCACAGAUUAUUGUUACGAGCACGUGAUUCGCAGGACCUGGGCUCUGAGGUCUAGCCGUGUGCGGGAUAGAGAGUCAGGCGCUCACUUCUGUCUGCAGGCUGACCAUGAUGGGCUGGAGGAUGGUGAUCGUUGCACUUCUAUCGCACAAUAUCUACGCAAGUGAUACUCAGUGCCAUAAAAAAGCUCUGUUCCCAUCUAGCGUCAAUCAAGAUGCGACAUCCACGGUCAACUCCUCUAUUCUGAACUCCAUAGCAGAUGCCAACCUAUUAUUUGAGAUCCUGCUGGAGGGAAUGGAGGUGGGAGAGGAGUGCAAACCUUUCUGCGUGCAGGAUGAAGAGCUGGCCUCCAUGCGACUCACCCGCAGGCUGGAAGAUGUCAGUAGGAACGUCCUGCCCACAAACCUACCCGAUAUUCAGCGCCUGACGUCCGCCCUGUCUCAGCUCCCUGGAUCUCUCUGUAGGGUGGACUUUGAGCAUGUUGUGCUGACCAUGGUAUAUGUGGCCUACAGGAUGACCGCCACCGCAGGCCACCAGAGGGAUGCCUGGGCAGAGUCUUUCGUGAACCUCUAUAAAACUGUGAAGAAAGAUCUGAGGGGGGCUGCUUAGCACGCCUGAGCUUUACUGUUCACCAUGCAGCACUGCAUCCAGUAAUUAUGAGUUACAAGCACUUGCUUUGACCAGGCAAAAAAAACCCAGAAAUGACUAUAUCAACAGGGUCGCGCUCAGCUUCACAGACGAUCUUAUCUCCGUGCCUGAAAAAACUCCACGCUCCUAAUUUUAUUUUGUAACGCUGUUUCCUCCUGGUCCAGCACGUGGCAAAACUAGUGCAUUUUAAAUUACAAACAUCACAAUGUCCAUUAAGUAUUAAAAUGACAGACGCUGAAACAUCACACAAAACAUAAAGGGAAUUUUAACUAUUUUAAUGAUUAAAAUAUGGGUUUAUUUAAACUUUUAUGAUCUGUUAGGUCAUUCACUUAAAAUGCAGAGAGUACAUAAGAAGUUUGUGGACACCAAAUAAAAUUAUUAUUGGCCCCAAAAAGUCAAAUGAUAAUAAUGUGGUCUGACUCGUUUAUUUUUUACUUUAAAUUGAAUUUUUGCAUUAACAUGCAGAAGGUCUUACAUAUAUAAAAUGAAACCAAUCCGAUGAAAAAAAAUCUGUUUAGACAAAAUUUAGAUAAAGCAAUAAGUAAUAGAUUAGCAAGGGGUAUGUGUUAGAAUUAUGGACAGGAGAAUGUGCAGGUCCACAAUGACAGGUUCAUGACUUUGUAAACACAGGUCAGGAGUCAGAGCAGUCACUGACAGCCACUUGCCUGGGUUUGUGUGAGACCAGGCUUUGUCACAUCUUCUUUGUCUCCCAAGGGGCCCUGCUCCUGUCCAACUGGAGGGCAGAAAGGCAGGCACCACACCCAGGAGAACAACGAGAAACGGGAACUGAGGCCAAAGGGCAGAUUGUACACCUCACUGGUCUCCGGCACGUCGUCUUCAAUCUCGUGGUGUGCCUCGUUCCACGCUACAAGACCUCGCUCAUGCUUGGACCCUAAGUAACCCAACGGGAAUCAUUGACUGCAGAAGUGGUAUUACAAUUUACCUUCUUGAAUGUAUUAAGGCUCACCUGGGAUGGUGUUGUCCAGGACAAAUCCAAAAAAGCCCCCAACAAACAUACUGGUGGUCAGCAGUACCUGGAGAACCUGGUCCAGCUCAUUGACUCCUGAGAGCAAAAGACAGAGGGUGUUUGCCAAUAUUUUUACUUGAAAAAUCCCAGGAUGUUGUUCUUGCCCCGUCCGAAAUAUCAAGUUUACGUCAGUUGCAUCCUCGCCAAACGUGACCAAUCCCAUGAUUCAUUGCACCCCAAGUUCAUUCUUGGGAGGGAAUUUAGCAAAACUACUCUUGCCAAGACCACAAGUACAAUCUUUGCAUUCUUGAUAUUGAGAAACAUCCAGAGGUUGGAGGCUCCUGAAACUCACCUUUCUGACCUGACCCCUCAGUAGAGAAGCUGUAUUCUGCUUUACUACAGUGUUAUGGUCCCUAUCCUUCCUGAUACCUGGUACACUGGUCGCUCAUUUUGACCUUUCUUCUGGCUCCUACCUGUUGCUAUGGAGGUUGGGUUCUUCAGUAUCCAGUUAGGAAUAACCAAUCCAGUGAACACAGAAAACCCAAAAAUGAAGAUAUUCCGCGAGGAAUUCAUAUCCGCGUACUGAGGAAACAAAGGCAUGAAUAAGUUCAACUAACAAGUCUUCACACAAGCCCAGUAGCUCAUUAACAAUAUAGCAAAUAUAUCA
Brienomyrus brachyistius is the source of this 2363-nucleotide messenger RNA. RefSeq names its product protein FAM180A-like. NCBI's taxonomy places the organism in Eukaryota, Metazoa, Chordata, Actinopteri, Osteoglossiformes, Mormyridae. The record is from RefSeq and is a predicted model, not a curated record. The transcript is spliced from 3 exons. The coding region runs from base 190 to 690 and encodes 166 amino acids.